Molecule: messenger RNA, 1659 nt
Organism: Oreochromis niloticus (Nile tilapia)
Lineage: Eukaryota; Metazoa; Chordata; Actinopteri; Cichliformes; Cichlidae
Product: piggyBac transposable element-derived protein 4-like
Exons: 2
Coding region: 40-1659 (539 amino acids)
Molecular function (GO): zinc ion binding
Source: RefSeq, a predicted model, not a curated record
GAGGCCGUGGCGGCGGCGCGAGACGAGGCCUCCGCGUUCAUGGCCUACUUUCCGCCAGAGAUAGAGGACUCGGUGAUCGCCAUGACCAACCUCGAAGCGGACAGGCGCAGGCCCGCCAUCGACGGGUGGAAGCCCAUGGGCCGCGUCGAGUUCCGGGCCUACGUGGGGCUGCUGGUGCUCGCCGGCGUGUACAGGUCCCGGGGAGAGGCCUGCGAGAGCCUGUGGGACGCCGAGAGCGGCAGGUCCGUGUUCAGAGCCGCGAUGCCGCUCAAGACCUUUCGAGCCUACUCGAGCGCGCUGCGCUUCGACGACAGAGAGACCAGACGGGCCGGGCGAGGCGAGGGCGGCGGCGGCCACGGCUACGACAAACUGGCCCCCAUCAGAGCCGUGUGGGACGAGUGGUGCGCGAGGCUGCCCGCCAUGUACCGCCCGGGACCGGAGGUCACCGUCGACGAGAGACUGGUGCCGUUCAGAGGAAGGUGUCCGUUCAGACAGUACAUGCCCAGCAAACCGGCCAGGUACGGGAUCAAGAUAUGGGUGGCGUGCGACGCGCGUUCCAGCUACGCGUGGAAGAUGCAAGUCUACACCGGCAAGCCCGACAAGCGCGGCCCUCCCGAGAAGCACCUGGCCACUCGAGUGGUCGUGGACCUCACCGAGGGACUGGCGCCGGGACGCAACGUCACGUGCGACAACUUUUUCACAUCGCGCGAGCUCGCCGACAGGCUCUUUCGCGAAAGAGGCCACACCGUGCUGGGCACUCUGCGAUCGAACAGACCCGAGAUCCCCAGAGAGCUGCGAUGCGUCAAGGGCAGGGCCGUGGGCUCCGUGGAAUCCGUAGUACUCGGCGGCUCUGCGGGACCGAGAAGAGGAGGAGGAGGAGGAGGAGGAGGAAGGGGGCCAGACACGAUCAUCCUCUCCUACGUGGCCAAGAAGAACAAGAACGUGCUGCUCCUCACCACCGCUCCUCGCUACCACCACCACCACCACCACCGCCGCCGCUCCGGCCCCGAGCCCCGGCCUAGCCGCAGCAGCAGCAACAGCAACAGCAACGGCGGCGGCGGCAAACCUCCCUUGGUGCUGCAUUACAACCGCACCAAGGGAGGUGUCGACAACCUGGACAAGGUCGUGAGCACGUACAGCUGCAGGAGAAAGACCUGCAGGUGGCCCGUGGCCCUUUUCCACAACAUGGUGGACGUGGCGGCAUACAACGCGUUCGUGCUCUGGAGGGAAAUUCACCCCGACUGGAUGGCGGGCAAGCUCAACAAACGAAGGCUCUUCCUCGAGCGGCUGGGCAAAGCGCUCGCGCGCCCCAUGAUCGAAGCCAGGGCGUUGGCGCGAGGAGGAGGAGGCCGAGUCGCGGCCCGAGGUACUACUACUGAGGCUGAUGAUGCUCAUGCUGAUGUCGCUACUACUACUACUGCUGCUGAUGCUGCUGUUUCUCGUACUACUCGUACCACCUCCACCACCGCCGCUACGCCGCACGACUCCUCUCCAGUCAAGAGGCGAAGGUGCCGCGUGUGUCCCAGGAGCAAAGACGUCAAGACCAAGAUCCUGUGCCAUGAGUGCCGAGUGUACGUGUGCACCAACUGCGCCGUCACGUACUGUCCCAACUGCGCCGCUUCACGCACCGCCGCUUCCCAGACGCCGCCGACUUUGUAA